AUGCCCCCGGAGGAGGAGACGGCGGUCUCUGCCUGCCCCUCAUCCACAGCAGCUCUGGCGCCCGCCAGCCCCUCCUCCCUGGAUAAGGAAGCCAAGGAGCUGGUGAACAAGAUUCUCUCACCUGGCUUGAAGUUGGGGGGGACCUCGGGGGCUGUGGCUGGUCCAGAGGAGAAGGAUGCACCCCAAAAGCAGCACCUGGAGCUGAAGAGCCGUCUGGGCAAGAUCCAGAGCCUGGUGCAGAAGAUCAAGGGCGGAACUGCCCACCUGGAAUCUGAUGGCGACUUAAAGGGCCGAUUGGAACGGGCCCGGCUGCUGGAAUCCCAGAUCCGCCAGAGGAAACUCUCCCCACAAGAGGGGAGGAAGGACCUGGCACCCACAGCAGAGACCAGUGAGAAGGUGCCGGCCUAUCAGCGCUUCCACACCCUCGCCCAAGAUGUGCCCCCCGGUCUGCUCCUGCCGUACAAAUACAAGGUGCUGGCCGAGAUGUUCCGCAGCACAGACACCAUCGUGGCGAUGAUGUUCAACCGCUUGGAAGCGGUCACCUUUGCCAAGGUCAAGCAGGGCGUGCAGGAGAUGACACGCAAGCGCUUUGAAGAACGGCACUUGGGGCAGAUGAAGACGGUGUACCCAGGUUCUUACGUCCUGCGCCAAGAGAGAAACAUCCCUACCUUUGGUGGACCGGGGAAGCAGGGCGCCUACCAGCUGACUAUCGAGCCAGAGCUGGGAACAGGGGAGAAACUGACCGCAUCCCGGCUGAUGGAACGUCGGAGCAUCUUCUGCAAGAACUUGACGGCCAGGGUCAAGGAGCACCACAAGGCGUUCCUGGCUUCUCUGGACCCUCCGAUGGCGAUAGCAGAGGAUGAGCUAACCCGCUGGCACCCUCGCUUCCCGGUAGACCAAGUGCCCGAGAUCGUGCCCGCUGAGCUGCCCCAGCCUCCCCACGUGGACAGGGUCACCACCGCGCAGGAGGUGCUGGCCAAGGCCCAAGGCAUGCUGACACCCAAGAUGGAAAAGGCCUUGACCAACCUGGUCCUACGGACGGCAGGCAACGGCAGCCCCUCCAGCCCGCAGCCUCCUCGCCCAGCUCUGCCCGGAACCCCCAACAGCCUGAGAGGCGUCUCGCAGUCCUUGGUGGAAAGGGUCAGGGCCAAGGAGGCUCAGAAGCUGCAGGCGCUGAUGACACGGAACCCCCAGCAGGAGCAGCGCCUGGCCAUGCUGGGCCGCCUGCCGAAGAUGGCGCGUAUCCUGCGCAACGUCUUUGUGGCCGAAAAGAAGCAGGCCCUCCCCAUGGAGCUGGCGUGCCAGCGGAUGACGGACAGCUACCAGGCGCUCAUGCCCACAGGAGAGAUGGAAAAACACCUCCACCUCUUCGCAGAGCUCCUGCCGGACUGGGUGCGCAUCCUGGCCAUUCGCCAAGAGAAUUACCUGAAGCUGGACAAAGCCAUGGACCUCAAUAUCGUAACCGAGCGGCUAACUGCGAGAAAGCGGGAAGAGGAGAAGCUCUGAUUUUUUUUUGGGGGGGGGGGGGGAGACGCCCAGAAAAUGGACUUCCUGGGGGGGAAGCCGACGCCUGCCGUGUCUUCUACAUAAAAAGAGGGGAGUGGGUCUUCUGUCCGAUGGAAAACCCACAAGCUUUUGGGCAGCGCCAUGACGGAGGGUGGGCAUUAUUACGCGAUUCAACAAACCUCUUUUUUAAAGGCACAAAACAUUUUUUGUCUCUUGGGCAGUUUGGAAAAGGUGUGGCUGCUUUUCCAGGAAGGGGG
This is a messenger RNA of Notechis scutatus (mainland tiger snake), 1763 nucleotides long. NCBI's taxonomy places the organism in Eukaryota, Metazoa, Chordata, Lepidosauria, Squamata, Elapidae. The record is from RefSeq and is a predicted model, not a curated record.